GCUUAUUUCGAGAAGAGGCUAUAUAGUUAAUAAAUAACCCUCGAUGUUUUACUUUCCAAGCCAGACUUGCGCAGCAGUCAUUCAACCUUUUCCUUCAUUCAUCAUCCUUUCUUUAAACAAUAAACGAUCUUUUCAGUAAUUGUGACGAAUUAGCAAGAAUGUCCAUGGAGCUGAAAGACGUCGCGGCCACAGCAGAGACACAGGCUAGUCUUCAACAGCAACUUUGGGAGAUCACUCAGACCCCAUGGAAAUCUGACAUCCUUCCCAGUGCCAAACAUCUGGCUCAAGCAAGAGCAAGUCUACCACCGAGUCUUACGAAUGAGGGCAUAGGAUUUGAAACUACAAAAGAACAUAUAAUAAGCGACAUUGUCCCCGCUUUCAAUGGAAGCAGUAUAAGUCCCAACUAUUACGGCUUUGUCACUGGUGGGGUGACGCCUGCUGCCUUAUUUGCAGACAAUAUUGUAUCUGCAUACGAUCAGAAUGUCCAAGUCCAUCUUUCUGGGCACUCCAUUGCCACGGAUGUAGAGUCUAAUGCUCUGGGUCUCCUUGUCGAUCUUUUGCACUUGGAACGAGCCGACUGGCAUAAUGGCACUUUCACUACCGGGGGUUCGGCGAGUAACGUUCUCGGGCUAGCUUGUGGACGCGAGUAUGUGUUACGUGCUGCGGCCGACAAGGCAGGAGUUACUAACAAAAGCGUUGGGGAGCAUGGAUUGUUUGAAGUCAUGCAGGCGUCGGGAUUGUCGGGUAUUCAGAUUUUGUCAACAUUACCGCAUUCAUCUCUUGUCAAAGCAGGUGGAAUCUUGGGGAUCGGCCGAGCAAAUAUCAAAAACAUUUGUCAAGACAGUAAUCCACUUCUAUUUGACAUGGAAAAGCUUGAGCUCGAACUAGCAAGAUCUGAAAAGGCAAGUAUCGUCGCGGUAUCUUGUGGUGAAGUCAACACUGGACAAUUCGCGACGGCCGGCAUUGAUGAGAUGCGAGAACUACGCAAAUUGUGUGACACGUACGGCGCCUGGCUACAUGCUGACGGAGCCUUUGGGAUAUUCAGCCGUGUUCUCGACGAUAGUCCGGAGUUUUCUACCAUUAAGAAGGGGGUCGAAGGCAUUGAGCUAGUCGAUUCUAUUGCAGGUGACGGACACAAAUUGCUUAACGUGCCGUAUGACUGCGGCUUCUUCCUCUGUCGCCAUCCUAAUGAAGCUUAUAAUGUGUUCCAAAAUGCAAAUGCGGCCUAUUUGACAGGGCACAACAAUGGCCCUCCCUCGAUUCCCUCACCUUUGAACAUUGGAGUUGAGAACUCUAGGCGUUUCAGGGCGCUCCCUGUCUAUGCUUCUCUUGUUGCCUACGGCAGAACUGGGUAUCAGGCUAUGCUCAAGAAACAGAUUCGGUUGGCUAGGUUGAUUUCAGGAUGGCUAUUUGAUCAUUCGGAAUACAAUGUCUUGCCAGAGGCCACUAGUAAGGAGGAGUUAAUGGACCAAACUUUCAUGACUGUCCUGUUUAGUGCGAAACAAGACGACUUGAAUAAAGUUCUUGCAUCAAAGAUAAACGAGACAUCUAAGAUAUUUGUUUCUGGAACCUCAUGGCAAGGGCGACCGGCUUGUCGGAUUGCCAUCUCCAAUUGGAGAGUCGAUGAAAACAGAGAUAUUGAAGUCGUGACAAAUGUGCUGAAGAGCGUUGUUGAAAGGUUCUAAACUGAUAGCGAGAAUCUACUAUUCAAAUGUUACUGGCACUUGAUCGAAUGUAGACACUAGUCAUUCUUAAGGUACCA
This is a messenger RNA of Aspergillus alliaceus, 1762 nucleotides long. Its product is annotated as pyridoxal phosphate-dependent decarboxylase family protein. The coding region runs from base 159 to 1685 and encodes 508 amino acids. The transcript has a single exon. Gene Ontology annotation, biological process: carboxylic acid metabolic process. The record is from RefSeq and is a predicted model, not a curated record. Gene Ontology annotation, molecular function: carbon-carbon lyase activity; pyridoxal phosphate binding. NCBI's taxonomy places the organism in Eukaryota, Fungi, Ascomycota, Eurotiomycetes, Eurotiales, Aspergillaceae.